UAUGACAAAUGAACAUUACUCGGCCUUCAGGCCAUUUCUGGCAGUUAUGAGUAACUGCAGAAAACUGGUCGGCUCAGUCUGGUGCGACUUCUCGUCGGGUGCACAUCGAGAGGACUUGUUCCCGCGGCUGACUGUACCUCGGGGCGAUCCGGACAUGUCCAACAUGGCGAUGGUCCUACUGCUCCUCCUGGCGGCUGCCACCUGCACUGCAGCUGCAGACAUGCCUGCCGGUGUCGACAUAAGUGACGUUGAAGAAAGGGUCGAAGCUUUAGAUGAGACUUUGGAAGAGAUAUUGUCGGAAAUGUCAGAGGAUCCUGGCCAAAAUAAUGACUACUUCCGACGUGGCCUCGACCCCAAUGGCUCAAGGAGCGGAAGCCUGCCUGGUCUACAAAGGGGAAUCCUACCGUGGAAAACUGGCUACUACCGUGACGGGAAAGAAGUGCCAGCGAUGGGCCAGUCAGACUCCGCAUUCCCACAAAUACCGGCCGGACAAGUACGAGUCGUACGGGCUGAACGAGAACUACUGCCGCAACCCCACCGGCCACUCCGCCCCCUGGUGCUACACCAUGGACCUGGGCAAGCCAUGGGAGAUCUGCAACGUGCCCGGAUGUGACUGUGUGAACUAUAAAGGAACAACCUACCGCGGGACCAUCGCCGUCACCAAGUCAGGGAAGACGUGUCAGCCGUGGGCCAGUCAGACGCCGCAUAGCCACAAGUACACGCCUGUCAAUUACCUGAACUACGGACUGGACCAAAACUACUGCCGCAACCCGUCUGGUAACGCCAUGCCGUGGUGCUACACCACGGACCCCGGGAAGAAAUGGGACUACUGUGACAUCCCAGGAUGCGAGUGUGUGGAAGGGACCGGAGCAACCUACCGCGGUACCGUGGCCGUGACCAAGUCAGGCACGCCCUGCCAGCGAUGGGACAGCACCUCGCCCCACAAGCCCAGCUACGCGCCGCCGGAUGGUAAAGAUCACAACUACUGCCGCAACCCAUCCAGGCAAGGCAUGCCCUGGUGCUACACCACUGACCCUGGGAAGAGAUGGGAACUCUGUGACAUACAACCAUGCGAAUGCCGCAUGGGAAAAGGGACGUCCUACCGCGGGACCGUGGCCGUGACCAAGUCAGGCAAAACCUGUCAGCGUUGGGACAGCACCUCGCCCCACAAGCCGUACUUCAAGCCGCAGGAUCGCAAAGACCACAACUACUGCCGCAACCCGGACGGCCAAGCCCAGCCCUGGUGCUACACCACAGACCCGGGGACCAGAUGGGAGUUCUGUGACAUCCCCGGAUGCGGGGACUCAAUGGGAGACAAGCUGGAAGCAUCGACACACUUCAAAGUGGUGAACAUCAGGAAGACAGUGGCCGACGCGAAGGCCUACUGCCAGGCGGAGGAGAAGGGUCAUCUGGCUGACGUCACCAGUCAGAGGGUCCAUGACUUCCUGGUGAAAACUAUCCAGGAGCACGGCAAGACGAACCUGAACUACUGGGUCGGUCUGCGUGAUGCUACGGGGAGCGGCGGCUGGGAAUGGGCGGACGGAACUCCCCUGUCGACCUGCAGCUACACGAACUGGGCCCCCGGACAGCCGGGAAACAUCGGGGGGCAGCAGUGCGUCAUGCUGAAGGCAAGAGCCGGCUUCAAGUGGGACAACGCUGGGUGCAGCCAGAAGAAGUACUUCAUCUGCCAAACAGGACCGGGAGAUACGGACGCGUGUGGGGGACAGUCAGCACGAGAAGUCGAAGCGGAUGUGGACCCGGAAAACGCCUUCGAAGCGAUGCGGUCCUCCCUCCUGCAGGAGGAAGCGGCGCUGUCCGACCGCGAGGCCGACAAGCUCCGCCGGUCCGAGUCCGAGGCCGACUUCCACCACAUGGUCCGCCUGACCGAGCUGAAGACCGCGCUGGAGUCGGAGACCGAGGACGGACCGGAGGCCAUGGAGAGGCUGAACCAGAUCUCGCGAGAGCUCGGGGAGGUUUGGCAGGCGGAUGAGGACCCGGAUGUGGAUGAGGACCAGGCUGAUGAAAUCCCGCGAGAGUUUAGCGUGACUUGGCGGCCGGAGGAGGACCCGGAUAUGCCGAUGACCGCGCUGGAGUCGGAGACCGAGGACGGACCGGAGGCCAUGGAGAAGCUGAACCAGAUCUCGCGAGAGCUCGGGGAGGUUUGGCAGGCGGAUGAGGACCCGGAUGUGGAUGAGGACCAGGCUGAUGAAGUCCCGCGAGAGUUUAGCGUGGAUUGGCGGCCGGAUGAGGACCCGGAUGUGCCGAUGGCCGAUGACGACCUAGCUGAUGAGAUCCCGCGAGAGUUUAGCGUGGAUUGGCGGCCGGAGGAGGACCCGGAUGUGCCGAUGGCCGAUGACGACCUAGCUGAUGAGAUCCCGCGAGAGCUGGGCGAGACUUGGGAGGAGCAGGAGGCUGAUGACGUCAGCGAGGAUGAGGAGGAUAGAGACGCCAUCUUGGAAGAGCUGGAUGGUCUCGUGGAGGAGCUGAGGGAGAUUGUUGAGGAGAAACAGAUGGAGAUGGAGGAAUGGGUUGAUGACAAUUAGUAGAAAGUUAUCGGUGAAAUCUACAAAAGUGAAAGUUAUCGGUGAAAACUAACAAAAGUGAAAGUAAAAACUAACAAAAUUACGUUUUUUUCUUUAUUUUCUAUUUUACUGCAGUGACAGAACAUGCGUUGUUCUUUUCGAGUGGUUUGAUAAUUGUUCAGAUUACUGCAUUAUUCCUGGUGAAACUAACCAAAGUUAGUGUUGUUUUUUUAUGGUCUAACUGAAAUAAAGAAACGAGAGGGAUGGAGAAAACUUGUAGUUGGGAGAAAUAGAGAGAUAGAUGAACAAAGAGAGAUGGUGAGAAAGACAGGUAGUUAGAGAUAAAGAGAGGGGGAGAGAGAUAGAGAAACCGAGGACGAGUGCGAAAGAGAUUGAAGGAGAGCGAUGAAGAAAAGUCUGGUUGUAAUGUCAGGACACGUUAGUUUAAGUUACGGUUAACACUUGGUUGUAAACAAACAAAGUCAGGUCGAACAAAAUCAGUACAAAAUGAUGAAGGUGACAGACAGUCACCGAAACGUUUACAGGAAUGAAUAGAAGGUUGUGAAACGACGAAGACUUUGUUCGAUUGAUCUACCAACCUGAUGAAACUAUUUACGGAAGAAAGUCAGGAUAGUUUUGUGCGCAACUGAUAUAUAAGAACAUGUGUUGUUCUUUAGAAUUAUGUUUUAUACAUAGUUAAGGUAAUGGCAGUAUUCUUGGUGAGACUAAAAAAACGGUAGCAUAGCUUUAUUACUUCCCAACUGAAAUGACGGAACAUGCGUUGUUCUUUUUAUUAAGUAUUUUGACCUUAGCAAAGAUGCAAGAUGUAAGUUUUUUCGAGGUGAUUAAAAUGGUUCGAAAUUAAAA
Molecule: messenger RNA, 3389 nt
Organism: Branchiostoma floridae (Florida lancelet)
Lineage: Eukaryota; Metazoa; Chordata; Leptocardii; Amphioxiformes; Branchiostomatidae
Product: plasminogen-like
Exons: 12
Coding region: 273-2543 (756 amino acids)
Molecular function (GO): signaling receptor binding; endopeptidase activity
Source: RefSeq, a predicted model, not a curated record